GUGCAGCCACGUGUGUAACUAUCUCCUCUCGCAUCCAUAUGGCUCCUCCCUAAAAAAUUGAAAGAAAGCAAAGCUAAAAUUUAAUCCGUCGCCUCAACAACAGAGUCUGCCUGCGCAAAUAUGACUCAUUUCCCUGCGAUGACAUCCAAGAACGUGGCUGUUAUCGGCGCCGGGGCUGCUGGAUUAGUGGCGGCCCGGGAACUCCGGCGGGAGGGCCACGGCGUCGUGGUUUUUGAGCGGGGAACCCAACUCGGAGGCACCUGGGUGUACUCUUCAACCGUGGAGUCCGACCCGCUGGGAGUUGACCCAGGGCGGGAAGUCGUUCAGUCUAGUCUCUAUUUUUCCCUUAGGACUAACCUCCCCCGGGAAGUAAUGGGUUUCCUGGAUUACCCGUUUGUGGACCGGAGAGGGCCUCGUCGAGAUCCGAGACGAUUUCCGGGUCACGGGGAAGUUCUAGAAUACUUGAAGGAUUUCUCCGGCGAAUUCGGACUUUGUGAAUCGUUGAGGUUAGCAACGGAGGUUAGACACGUGGAGUUGGCUGACAAAGGGAAGUGGGAAAUUAGCUCAAUGAAAAUGAAGAAAGAUUAUGGCGGAGAGGCGGCGCGUGUGAAUGAGGUGUAUGAUGCCGUGGUGGUCUGCAAUGGCCACUUUAAGGCGCCCCGAGUUGCUGACAUUCCAGGGAUGGAUGUAUGGCCGGGGAAGCAAAUUCACAGUCAUAAUUACCGAAUCCCUGAUGAUUUUAAAGAUCAAGUUGUUGUGGUGAUAGGAAGUUCAGCCAGUGCUGAAGAUAUCUCUAGAGAAAUAGCUAAAGUUGCUACCGCAGUCCAUAUUGCUUCGAGGUUAUUCCAAAAAAAUGGAAGCUUAGGAAAGUUGCCUGGGUAUCAAAAUGUAUGGCUCCACCCGAUGAUAGAAGGUCUCGGCACUGAUGGUGGGGUGAAUUUUAAGGAUGGAACUGUAACUCGUGCCGAUGCUAUCCUACAUUGCACUGGGUACAAAUAUGAUUUUCCUUUUCUUGAAACCAGUGGUGCUUUAAGUGUGGAUGACAACCGUGUUGGGCCACUCUACAAGCAUGUUUUUCCACCGUCCUUUGCUCCUGGGCUUUCAUUUGUCGGAAUUCCAUGGAAGGUUGCGCCGUUUAUAUUGUUUGAGUUGCAAAGCAAGUGGAUUGCUAAGGUCCUAUCGGGUCGUGUUUGUCUUCCAUUAGAGGAGGAAAUGAUGGCUGACAUUGAAGCCUUCUACUUGAGUAUGGAAAGCCGUGGUCUACCAAAAAGAUAUACCCAUCAACUCGGGGAGCAUCAGUUUGAGUAUGAUGACUGGUUAGCUGCAGAGUGUGAUUUUCCAGCGAUAGAAGAAUGGAGAAAAGAAAUGUACGCGGUGACUAGCCAAAGAAGAAGGGAACAACCUGAAACAUACCGUGACGAAUGGGACGAUGAACACUUAAUUUUACAGGCACAUCAAGACUUCCAUAGAUAUCUUUCUUCCUGAGGCUCAAUAACUAAAAAAAUAUGUAGGGAAAUGGACAGUUUUGGUCCCUCGAUUGUUUGUGUUUAGCCACUUUAGUCUCAUAACCAGUAACUUUACGUCUUUACUCAUACGGUUUGUGCGUAAAUAAUGUCUUUGAAUGGAUCAAUUCCAUUUCAAGAAUACUGUGAUUUGCACGCUUAUUAUA
Cuscuta europaea is the source of this 1669-nucleotide messenger RNA. NCBI's taxonomy places the organism in Eukaryota, Viridiplantae, Streptophyta, Magnoliopsida, Solanales, Convolvulaceae. The record is from the annotation of a GenBank genome assembly.